AUGUGUCCAAUUUUUAGUCGAUUAUUUGGUGGCCAUCGGUAUAAAAGAGUUCAAACUGAAGGAGAGUCAACUAAAAGGAUAUUAGAAUCGAGUGUUGAAACUGAGAAAUAUAAAUCAGAAUCGCCUGAAACUGAUCCCAAUAUAAGCAUAAAAGUGACACAAAUGCUUAGAUUUCAGUUUAAAUACGAUUCACCAAACAAUGCAAAAAGUGAUACAAAAGACAGUCAUGUGAUACGUCUUCGGAAACUGAAGUACAUAUUGGGUCCACAAACUGAACAUUCGGGACAUUUCUCUGAYGUGUUUAAUGUAACCAAUAUUUCAGAUAAUAACAGAGAMAUUGUCUGCAAAAUAAUYAAACAAAAAGAGUUAUUUGAGAGUUCAAGUCUUCUAAUGGAGUUUCACCGAGAAGUGACUAAAACAACACAAAUUGAGCCAAAGUGUCAAUACCUUCUCGCUUAUACACAUCACUUCAUAUUUGAUAACAAAUACCUAUAUUUAGUGAUGGAAAAGGCAACCGGCGAUAGUCUUCAGACACGACUUGUCAGGACUGUCAAUGGUUUCUCAGAGAUUGAUUCGUGGAAAUACUUCAUUCAAAUAUCGCAAGCUAUCAAUCAUUUGCAUCAGAAUAGUAUAGCCCAUAGAAAUCUCAAGUUAGACAACGUUUUUAUAUUCAAUGGAAAAGAUGGACAGGAAGUGCUUAAAGUAAGCGAUUAUUGUAUUAAUAGAGUCGCGAAAAGAGCCGAACGAAUCAUUUGCUAUCCAAGAGAUGCCAAAAGAAUUAUAUAUAUGUCGCCACAGAUUCUCAAGUUUUAUGCCAAACAUUUGAGACAGAAAUACGAUAAUAUGGCCAUAAAAAAGAUCCGUCACUUCGAUCCUAUCAAAGGUGAUAUCUGGGCGCUCGGUAUUUGUCUGUUUUAUAUGUUAACUAAAACACAUGCCUAUGAAGUGCCACCAGAUUGUACUGAUAUGAACCAAGAAAUGGCCACUAAAACAAAGUAUAUCUUUUUGAAGAAUUGUUUGAAACAGUUAUACAAAGCCUUAAGAUUACCGACAAAACUAUUUGAUAACAUCAGUCCCGAGUGUUGUAAUCUUCUGAAUGAAAUACUUGAAGCAAACAGUAGUCGACGUAUCGAUCACUACGGCAUUAUGAGACAUGAAUGGACACGAAUGGGUCACAACAUCAUCAAUAAACUAAAACAUUGA
Molecule: messenger RNA, 1203 nt
Organism: Oppia nitens
Lineage: Eukaryota; Metazoa; Arthropoda; Arachnida; Sarcoptiformes; Oppiidae
Exons: 1
Coding region: 1-1203 (400 amino acids)
Biological process (GO): mitotic cell cycle; protein phosphorylation; regulation of cytokinesis
Cellular component (GO): nucleus; cytoplasm; centrosome
Molecular function (GO): protein kinase activity; ATP binding
Source: RefSeq, a predicted model, not a curated record